GGAACACAUUAUACCAGCUGCAGAAUGUUCCAGUCGAACCUGUUUUAAGGCUGAACUUCAACUUCCGGCAGUUCUUAGCUGUAAAGUGAAAUCUCAGUUUUUGUUCCUAAAAUGUUGAGUCUUUUUUGAUAGCUUUGUUAGAUAAACUUUAGGGUUUGGAUCGUUCAGGUGAGCAAUGAGGUACCGCUCUAACUGGACCGAAACUUGACCCGGAACACUCUGCUUGUUAAUCUACUUUUAACUGUUAGCAGAGCAGCUAACACAGGGUAUCGGUCAGCGGGGAAACUGUCUGUGGAAGAAAUCAGUCUUUUCAUGGGAUCACUGGGAUCUUUGUGGACAUUUUAAUGGGAGGCGGGUUCUUUUGGAGGACUGGACUCUGGGGGUGUGAGUUAAGAAGAACCGGGCGGCCAGGUGUCGGGCUCAUAUGGAGUCUCUGGCCGGCUACGUCUACAAGGCAGCCAGCGAGGGUCGGGUCCUGACGCUGGCUGCCUUGCUGCUGAACCACUCCGAACCCGAGACCAAGUACCUUCUGAGCUAUGUGACCCAGGUCUCCGGACAAAGGUCCACACCUCUCAUCAUCGCAGCCCGGAACGGACAUGAGAAGGUGGUCCGGUUGCUUCUGGACCACUACAAGGUUGACACGGAACAGACCGGCACGGUCCGGUUCGACGGGUAUGUGAUCGACGGGGCCACGGCUCUGUGGUGUGCAGCCGGAGCGGGACACUUCGAGGUGGUGCGCCUGCUGGUGAGUCACCACGCCAACGUCAACCACACGACCAUCACCAACUCCACCCCUCUGCGAGCCGCCUGCUUCGACGGCCGCCUGGACAUCGUGCACUACCUGGUGGAGCACAGCGCCGACAUCAGCAUCACGAACAAGUUCAACAACACCUGCCUGAUGAUCGCCGCCUAUAAGGGCCACGUGGACGUGGUCCGCUUCCUGCUGCGGCAGGGGGCCGACAUCAACGCCAAGGCCCACUGCGGCGCCACGGCCCUGCACUUCGCUGCGGAGGCGGGUCACCUGGAAAUCGUCAAAGAGCUGGUGGGCUGCCAGUCGUCCAUGGUGGUGAACGGCCACGGCAUGACCCCGCUGAAGGUGGCCGCCGAGAGCUGCAAGGCCGACGUGGUGGAGCUGCUGCUGGCACACGCCGACUGCGACUCUGCCAGUCGAAUCGAAGCCUUGGAGCUGCUGGGAGCUUCUUUCGCCAACGACCGGGAGAACUACGACAUCCAGAAGGCAUAUCACUACCUGCACACGGCCAUGACGGAGCGACACCAGGACCCCGUCACCCCUAAGGAGCUGCUGCCGCCCGUCGAGGCCUACGGCGGGCGGAGGGAGUGCCAAACCCUCCAGGAGCUGGAGGCCAUCCGAGCGGACCGAGAUGCUCUGCACAUGGAGGGGCUCAUGAUCCGGGAGCGCAUCCUUGGCUCGGACAACAUCGACGUGUCCCAUCCCAUCAUUUACCGUGGAGCGGUGCACGCCGACAACAUGGAGUUCGAUCAGUGCAUCAAGCUGUGGCUGCACGCGCUGCACCUCCGGCAGAAAGGCUACCGCAACACGCACAAAGACCUGCUGCGCUUCGCCCAGGUCUUCUCCCAGAUGGUCCACCUGAAGGAGCCCGUGUUGGCCUCAGCCGUGGAGCAGGUGUUGAGCUGCAGCGUCUUGGAGAUCCAGCGCAGCAUGACUCGAACUGACGCAGCAUCCAAGUCCGAGCUGCCUCAGGCCUUGGAGAACUACGAGUCAAACGUGUUCACCUUCCUGUACCUGGUCUGUAUCUCCACAAAGACUACGUGCUGUGAUGAGGAGCGGGCCAAAGUCAACAAGCACAUUUACGACCUGAUCCAGCUGGACCCGCGCACCCGCGAGGGCUCCACGCUGCUCCACCUGGCCAUAAGCUCCAGCACGCCGGUGGACGAUUUCCACACCAACGACGUCUGCAGCUUCCCUAACGCCCAGGUCACCAAGCUGCUGCUGGACUGCGGCGCCCAGGUGAACGCGGUGGACCACGAGGGCAACACCCCGCUCCACGUCAUCGUGCAGUACAACCGACCCAUCAGCGACUUCCUGACGCUGCACGCCAUCAUCAUCAACCUGGUCGAGGCCGGUGCUCACACAGACAUGGCCAACAAGCAGAAGAAGACGCCGCUGGACAAGAGUACCACGGGCGUGUCCGAGAUCCUGCUGAAGACCCAGAUGAAGAUGAGCCUGAAGUGCAUGGCGGCACGUGCAGUUCGGCAGCACCAGAUCACCUACCGGAACCAGAUCCCCAAAACUCUGGAGGAGUUUGUGGAGUUCCACUGAAAGCUUUUUUUUUUAUCCUGGAAAUGUUUCUCCUUUUAUUACGGGACACCUGAGGACAGUCCAGCUGUCUAUCAGACACAUGUGCAGCUUGUCUUCUGGGGGACACCAGAGGACAGGAGGAGGCGCCGCUUCUUCACGCUGCUGCUUUGUUUUUUGGCCAUUUUUCACAUCAGGUGUGCUGUGAGGAACAAAGACAGGAGGAGGUGUUCAUUAAACCCUCCACCACACUGAUUUUUAGUUUAACACCUUAACAGACUUCUACUGGUGGUUUAUUAUUAUUAUUAUUAUUAUUGAGGUAUCAUCACAGGACUGUUCAGAAAAAAAACUUGUAUGAUGUAAUCAGGGGGUUGAAUCCUCAAAAUGAUUUCAUUUGGCCAAACAAGAAAUGAUUGAUUGGUUUUGUUCCAGUGGCACCACCAAGUACUUUAGUCUUUUUAUUUUUUUAUCUUUUUAUAAAUCCCUUGUUACAGUUCUACCACAUGAUGUUUUAGAUAUUUUACAUUUAUUUGGCUUUUCAAACCUGGAAAUGGAUCACCUGUUUGAUAGUCUGAACGCUGAUGUCACCAAGUCUUUCUGUGAAAUCGGUUCAAGUUUGACAGAAACUUGAACACGUAUAAGUUUUUUCACUCCAGGUUUGGUCAGGAUUGUUUUCUGACGGAUUCCAUUUCCCAGAUUUAAACAUUUUUAUAUUUUCCAACUUGUUUUGAGGAUGAAAAAGAAAAAAUGAUUAAAUGUCCUGAACAAACAUGUUUCUGACUGUAUUGGUCUGAGGACAGGCUGGUGGUUUAGGUUUUGCUCCGUAGACCACAGGAAGUAUCAGCUCUGACUCUCCCUCUCUGUGAAUAUUUUCGAUCUUCCACGAUGGAGGCAGUACCAUGAUUUUAAAGCCAGUUUUUACAUUUUUUAUUAGCAAAAUCAUUACAUUUUUAAAAUAAAACUAAAUAAAACUGCAAUGAUAAAAACAAGACUUCAACCUUUUAAAAACAGUUUCUUUAAAAACAAACUAAGGGAUCAGACUUGGUAGAUGUACUUUGAGUGUUUCUCUGAAAUCUCAAACUUUUUAGCUUUUUCCUGGCAAAAAAGAAACUUGUGAUGCCAGACGUUGCUUGUUGAGGUGUACAAAUAAUUCAUUUAAUAAGUGCCUUGUCAACCAUCUUAUUAUAUUUCUGAUAACAGUUUAUAUCUUUGGAACAGUUAAGGGUUCACAUGUUUUAAA
Austrofundulus limnaeus is the source of this 3518-nucleotide messenger RNA. RefSeq names its product fem-1 homolog b (gene fem1b). Gene Ontology annotation, molecular function: protein binding. The transcript has 2 exons. The coding region runs from base 425 to 2302 and encodes 625 amino acids. NCBI's taxonomy places the organism in Eukaryota, Metazoa, Chordata, Actinopteri, Cyprinodontiformes, Rivulidae. The record is from RefSeq and is a predicted model, not a curated record.